GCCUGGCAGCUGCCUGCCUCCGGGCGCGAAACCCUGGGCGCAGGGCAAGCCAGGUUUCUGCGGAGAUCAACGCAGGGAUUGUCCAGUGCAGAGGCUGUUGAAGACUUGGUCACUGCCUUUCCUGGCCUAGCCGAAGGCGUCGAGGUUGCUUUGGAGGAUCUGGAGCUGCCCGAGUUAGGAGGAGAGGAGGUCGCCGAAGAGCUGCUGAAUCUCAAUGAGGGCUUCUGGGGCCCUUAUCGCGACAUCCCCUCCAUGGCUACGGCUACAAAGAAGGAGGAGAUCCUGCAAAUCGUGGAGAGCUUUGCGCUGGUGAAGAGGAAGCAUCUCCGGCUCUUCCAGCGCCUGACUGCCACGGUGCAGAG
Symbiodinium sp. CCMP2456 is the source of this 362-nucleotide messenger RNA. NCBI's taxonomy places the organism in Eukaryota, Dinophyceae, Suessiales, Symbiodiniaceae. The record is from the annotation of a GenBank genome assembly.